Aspergillus ruber CBS 135680 is the source of this 5541-nucleotide messenger RNA. Its product is annotated as amino acid adenylation. NCBI's taxonomy places the organism in Eukaryota, Fungi, Ascomycota, Eurotiomycetes, Eurotiales, Aspergillaceae. The transcript has 6 exons. Gene Ontology annotation, cellular component: cytoplasm. Gene Ontology annotation, molecular function: catalytic activity; phosphopantetheine binding. Bases 1 to 5541 code for a protein of 1846 amino acids. The record is from RefSeq and is a predicted model, not a curated record. Gene Ontology annotation, biological process: amino acid activation for nonribosomal peptide biosynthetic process; secondary metabolite biosynthetic process.
AUGACCCUCCUUUAUCACAAGCCCACUGCUUCUCGAUCCCAAGCACAGUACAUCCUCAAUACAUUCUCCAAUAUCCUGCAGAGCGUCUGCAUGGACCCACAUCAGCCUGUGUCCAGUGUCUGUCAGCUCAGUGAACUCGAUACAAUGCAGGUCGAGGUCUGGAGCCGUAUCCUGCCAAAAGAUAAAAUGGCCUGCGUUGAUCGGUUGAUUGAAGAUGCGGCUCAGCGAACCCCUGACGUCCCAACUCUACUUGUUUGGGACGGCCAGAUGACAUAUGCUGAGUUCAACCAAACUGCUGGCAAGAUGGUCCGAUAUCUCGCAUCGGUUGGGGUCCAGCGCGGUGAUUUGGUGCCAAUCUGCUUUGAGAAGUUCUUGUGGACGGCCGUUGUGUUGAUUGCCCUUUGGAAAUUGGGAGCCGGGUGGGUUCCUUUCGACCCCAAGCAGCCGCGGCAGCGACUGGAGACCAUCAUCUCGUCUGCACAGGCUCAAACGGUGAUUGCAUCCGGGACCAACAAGGAACUCUUGAUGGGUCUUGCGCCACAAGUGGUCGUGGUCGAUACAUCCUUGAUAGGGAAGCUUCUGUCCGAGCCCUACGUCGAGUUCACCUCGCAGUCUCAGCCCCGUGACAUUUCUUUUGUAAUGUUUACUUCCGGGAGUACCGGCAAGCCUAAAGGUGUUGUUCAUGACUAUACCUCUGUUGCUUCCAGUGCACUUCAGCAUGCAUCAGCGAUGAACAUUAACAGUGAUACCCGUGCCCUACAGUUUGGUGCUAAUACGUUCAUUAUUUCUACGCUUGAGAUUUUUACGACCUUAAUCUAUGGGGGCUGUCUCUAUAUCCCUUCUUAUUAUGACCGCCAUACCGACAUCCGACCUGCUAUCCGUUCUUUCAAUGUUAAUUGGGCCAUCUUCACUCUUAGUUUCGCACGCUCCCUCAAUCGCGAGAACGUUCCUUCUCUCAAGCCCCUCAUUGUGGCGGGCGAAGCUGUCCCUCAAGAUAUAAUUGACCACUGGUCGGCCUGUGCUCAACUAAUCAACAUCUAUGGUGCCUCCGAGUGCAGUGUCAUCAUGAUCGGACGCAUGAUGCCUAAUACACCGCGCAGCUGCAUCGGUCGCGCCACUGGAGGCCUGUCAUGGCUCGUGGAUCCGAAUGACCACGAUCGAAUGGUCCCCAUUGGAUCAAUCGGCGAGUUGGUCAUUGAAGGUCCCACUCUGGCUCGAGGAUAUCUGGCCUAUCUUGGAAAGACCCAGGACGUGUAUAUCAACAACCCGCUCUCGGCUAAUCAGAAUGGCAUUUCCCGGCGAUUCUACAAGACCGGUGACCUUGUCCGGUACGCCGAUGAUGAGCAGGUGCAUCUUAUUGGUCGUAAGGAUCUGCAAGUGAAGAUUCGUGGUCAACGGAUUGAAUUGACCGAGAUUGAGGCCCACCUGCGUGCUAUCAAUCGCACUGUGAAGACAGCCGUUUCCAUGGUUCAUCCUGGCGGCAAGUCAAUCCUGGCUGCGUUUAUUUCUAGCCAGAGCGGCUUUGGUCCUGAACAUGCCUAUCCAUUCCACGCCAUUCCCAAGGACAAGUCCGCAAUGGUGGCUCUCGCCGCACAGAUGAGCCGGGAGCUAGCUCGGAGACUGCCUUUCAUACAUGGUUCCUUCGGCCUUCCUGCCUCUGGCCUACAUGCCUUUGACCGCAUCGGGCAAGACGGACCGCCGAAUGCUCUCCACGUUUGCAAUGGUACCGCCACAAACCGUCGCAUGCCCACCAGCUCCUCCGAAAAGAAGCUUUGCGAAUUCUGGGCCGACGUCCUCCACUACCCCCAGGGAGAGAUUGGCGCCGAGGAUAACUUCUUCCAUCUUGGUGGUGACUCCAUCGAAGCGAUGAACCUCACUCGACGUUGCCGAGCGGAGGGCUUCCAGCUCCAAGUCCAAGACAUCUUGGGGAAUUUGACUCUCGAUGGCAUGGUCAAGGCUAUGGUCCCCGCGCGACCUACAGAGACAAGCCCAGCACGUCCAUUCGAGCUUCUUGGACAGGACAUCGAGGCAGUAUGCUCAGACAUUGCGGCAGCUACUGGCACCGAGCCAGGUUUGAUCCAGGAUGCAUACCCAUGCACCCCGCUCCAGGUUGGACUUACGGCUCUUUCGAGCACCAUACCAGGCUCGUACAUUGCCCGACACGUCCUUGAAUUGCCUGAUAGCCUGUCCACCGACCGCUUCCAGGAGUUUUUGGGAGAUGUGGUCACCCUCUCCCCUGCUGAGUGGAGGUACGACACGGACCUGGAGCGCUACCUGCAAUUUGACGAGACACCGAUGAACAUGGGCGAUUCUCUGACCCAACACGGUAUCAUCACCGGAGCCGAGAAGAAUCUGUUUCUGUUGACCAUUCACCAUUCCAACUACGAUGGACUGUCUCUAGACAUGAUUUUCAAUGAUCUUCUCCAGAUGCUCCAAGGGAAUCUUCCGCCGGCUCGCGCUCAGUUCCACGAAUUUGUUCGCCAUGUCAUGGAGAAGAACACCGACAAUGCUACGGAAGAUUUCUGGCGGGCUGAGUUCUCUGAGGGUGACCUAACUACCUUCCCAACUCUUCCCUCCGCUACCCACAAGCCCCUCGCCAACGAGUCGUUCGUGCACAAUCUCAAGCUCAGCCGCGGCCCGUCCGACUUCACUACCGCCACUUUGAUUCGGGGUGCCUGGUCGUUACUCCAAGCGCGCUACUGUGAUGCUCCAGAGACGGUCUUCGGAUGCACAUUGAGUGGCUGGAACGCCCCGGUGCCUGGCGUUGAGGAUAUUGUCGGUCCGGUAAUUGCCACCGUUCCCAUUAAAGCGCAGGUCGAUGCGGCCCAGCCUGUCACCGAAUUCUUGCAGCGGAUCCAAUUUCACACCGUGGACAUGACUCCGGCACAGAACUUCGGUCUUCAGAACAUCGCUCGAGUCUCCGAAAGUGCUGCUGCAGCCUGCAACUUCCAAACUUUGCUCGUCAUCCAGCCAGUCAGCUCCACGCCUGAAAACGGCAUCAUCAAGCCUUCUCCGCACCUCGUGCUAGUUUCAGAUGGGUCACUCACCUAUCAUAAACUAGAAACCGUUUCCAGCAAGCUGGCCGCUCACCUAAUCAACGCUGGUGUCAGACCCGAGGCCUUCGUUCCGCUGUGCUUCGAGAAAUCCAUGUGGACCAUUGUGGCCAUGCUGGGCACCAUGAAGGCGGGCGGUGCCUUUGUUCCCAUGGAUGCCUCUCAGCCGCUCAGCCGUAUGGAGUUUGUGGUCAAGGAAGUUGGUGCCCAUGUUGUGUUGUGCUCUGAGGAGCAGACUGGCCGUUUCCCUGGUCUUGUCGAGAAGGUUAUUGCUGUUGGUCCGAGUAUGACUGAAGCUGCGACUCCCCAUCAUUGUCCUACUCCUGUCAGUGCGUCCAACUCUGCGUACGUUAUCUUCACUUCUGGCAGCACAGGGACGCCAAAGGGCUCUGUCAUCGAGCAUCGCGCCUUUAGCACGGGCGCUAUUGCGCACAAGGAAGGUCUUCAGAUGGGCCGUCGUGUGCUCCAGUUUGCUUCCUACACUUUUGAUGCUAGUAUCCUGGAGGCUCUGCCGACGCUCGUGCAAGGUGGAUGCGUGUACGUUCCAGCUGAGUCUGAACGCCGCGGAAACGUUGCAGAGGCCAUGACACGGAUGAAUGUCGACUGGGCUGUACUCACGCCAUCUUUCGUGAACACCGUUGACCCUACCACCGUUCCUACCCUCAAGACGCUCUGCCUUGCUGGUGAGGCCAUGACUGCUUCUCACGUUGCAGCAUGGACGCCACAUGUCCAGUUGGUCAACGGCUAUGGGCCCUCAGAGUGCUGUGUUUACACGUCUUCGAACCACAACGUCCUCCCCGGUACCAUGCCCAACGACAUCGGUACAGCAGUUGGUUCCGGCUGCUGGGUAGUCGACCGCGAUAACCACAACAAGCUCGCCCCGAUUGGCGCCGUUGGUGAGCUUCUCAUCGAAGGCAAUAUAUUAGCUCGCCAUUACCUGAACAACAAGGAGAAGACAGAAGCAGCGUUUAUUUCCCAACCCGACUGGCUCCCGUUCAACCGGUGUCCGCGUCUGUACAAGACCAGUGACUUGGUCAAGUACGCGCCGGAUGGCUCGCUUCUGUUCUUUGGCCGCAAGGACACUCAGGUCAAGAUUCGUGGCCAGCGUGUUGAACUGGGUGAGAUCGAGUACCAUCUGACACUGCUUCACGAGGUGUCUCAGGCCAUGGUGUCAUAUCCCAAGACAGGUGUUUAUGCCAACAAGUUGGUCGGUAUCCUUGGGCUGGCUGCAACUGCUGGCCCUGGCCUUGUUCUCGUUUCGAACGAUCGCGUUCAGCGUACGGGCUUCCGCUUGAGCUCUCUCGCCGAACAUUUGUCCGAGACCCUGCCUGUGAAUAUGGUCCCUGUCAUCUGGUUUGUUGUCGAGAAGAUUCCCAGUUCCUCAUCGACCGAGGUCGACCGCAAAACAGUGGGCCAAUGGCUGGCUCGUCUGCCUUUUGACUUCGAGCCAGCUAUGGACAUCAAGCGCGAGGCGCCGGCGAUGUCAACAUUGCGCGCCGACGAGAACAAAGCCCAAGCCCUCAGUCACAAUAUCGCUGCCCUGAUAAACCACGGCAGCAAUCCGCUGCAAGGCCGCGAGUUUAAUAUCGCCGCAACGGGUAUCGACUCGGUGCAGGUCAUCAGCUUGGCCGGCUUUAUCAAGCAGCACUAUGGCGUCAAGGUGCCCGUCUCCCGUAUUAUGGACGGCCACAUGACUGUACGCUCGCUGGCUUCGUACAUCGACACCGACCUCACGGGCGGAGUCAAGGAGGAAGAACCUGCCUUCGAUGUCCAGAAGACGAUUUUCGUCAUUGGUGUUACGGGUUUCCUGGGCACCCAGAUCCUGCGCCAUCUGUGCGAUCGCUCCGAUGUUAGCCGUGUGAUCGCUCAUGUUCGCGCCAACACUUCCUCCGAAGCUUUCGCGCGCGUCAAGGAAACCGCUCUCGAUGUCUGGGCAGGUAACCUAGCCGAACCGCAACUUGGUCUGAAGCCGACACAAUGGGCAUCGCUAACGGGUCAGAGCCCGAACGACGGUAUGGUGUAUGCGAUGAUCCACGCUAGCGCAGCCGUUAACUGGAACGCGGGUACGAAAAUUCUGCGCGCUGCUAAUGUUCAAUCUACCGUGGAACUGAUGAAGGUGACUGUGUCUUCCCCUGUAUGUCCGUGUCUUGUCUACGUCUCUGGUGGACUUCCCUGGCAUCCGGGCGAGACAGACACCGAGUUGGCAGAGAUUGUCAAGGGUGCCAACGGUUAUGCGCAGACCAAGUAUCUCUCUGAGUUGCUGGUUGAACAGCUUGCAUCGUCACGGCCGGACCAGUUCGCUAUUAUCAAACCUGGCCUUAUCCUCGGUACACCGGAGGAAGACGUCGCCAACAUCGACGACUUCGUCUGGCGACUAGUAUCUGCCGUCGUCGAUGCGCGCGUCUCCAGCCAGGAGUACGGCAACAACUGGAUCUUCGUGACGAGCAGCACCCGCGUGGCAGAAGAAACAAGCAACCAAGCCUUCUGA